AUGCACUUAAUAUAUUGGUUGGAAAUGAAGGUGGAUCUAACAAACUAAAAUUUUGAAAAUAUAAGAAUUUAAAAUACUUCAUUGUUUGGAGGUAAUUUUGCAAAAUGUAAUUUAACUAGAUCGUAAUUUGAUAAUGUUAAUAUCAAUGGAGUUAAUUUAUGUGGAGCUUAACUGUUUGAUUGUAAUUGGAAAUAAUUAAAAAUAAAUGAUUUAUAUUCAUUAGAUGGUCAUAGUAAUACUGUCUAAUCAGUUUUUUUCUCUCCUGAUGGUAAUACAUUAGCAUCUGGUAGUAGCGAUAAAUCUAUCCGUCUUUGGGAUGUCAAAACAGGAUAAUAAAAAGAUGUCUAGUAAGUCUGUUUCUCUCCUGAUGGAAAUACAUUAGUUUCUGGUAGUAGUGAUAACUCUAUCCGUCUAUGGGAAAUCAAAAAAAAGUAUUGUUCAGAUUAAAGAUUUAAAGAAAUUUAGGUUAAAAAUACAAGAUAUCCUUUUUUUAACACCCCUUUGCAGUAAAAGAAUAUUAUUUAAAAUUUAGAUACAUCUAAUAUUAUGGUUUACCCAGACUUCAAUUUUUCAAGGUUUAAGAGAGUUUUUUAUAAAAAACCGUUUCCUUUUAGGAGAAUUAUUGGAGUAAAUCAUAAUUUCUUACCAUAACAAUUGAUUAAUUUAAAAACUAACCUAUAUUAACCCUUAAUUUAAAUCUAUUUUAAUAUACUUCUUGUGUCCAAUAUUUUUUGAUAGAGUUCUAUUUUAUAGUUUUUUUCUUUUUUAACAAUCUUGAAGCAUUACUAAAAUGGAAAUUAAUUUAGCACAUUUUAAAAUAUUAUGAAAUAGAACUUUUAGUUGUAUGA
Paramecium pentaurelia is the source of this 848-nucleotide messenger RNA. The record is from the annotation of a GenBank genome assembly. NCBI's taxonomy places the organism in Eukaryota, Ciliophora, Oligohymenophorea, Peniculida, Parameciidae.